Messenger RNA from Hansenula anomala, 1812 nucleotides. RefSeq lists its product as uncharacterized. The transcript has a single exon. The coding region runs from base 1 to 1812 and encodes 603 amino acids. The record is from RefSeq and is a predicted model, not a curated record. Lineage: Eukaryota; Fungi; Ascomycota; Saccharomycetes; Phaffomycetales; Wickerhamomycetaceae.
AUGGACUACACAGCAAUUUACAACACUUAUAACCCAGCAACGUUCAGAAACACAUUUGGUGGUACUUCAGAUGAUUCGGAUAAUCAAUUCAAGUUUGUACCCAUUGAAAAUUUAUUCCAUGAUGAAGAAUUACAGAAGAGAUUAAAUAAUGAUAUGAAUAAUUUUUGUCCAGUGUUCACAUUCUUCAAUGAUGAAAAAAUACGUAAAUUAUCAAUUGAAGAACAAAAUUUCCAUAAAGCAAUGUUGAAAAAAUGGAUUAUGCUCUAUGAUUCCCUGGGUUUUAAAGUUAAUAUCCUACAUUAUAAUGAUGCUGUUAGCAAUCCCAAGAUGGAUGAAUUUGUUAAUAAAAGAAUCUUGUUUAAUAAAAACAAUCAAAUCAAUGAGAAUUAUAUGAAGUUGUUAGCUUGGGAGAAUAAAAGUUUACAGAUGGAUCCAGAAUCCGGUAUUUCUGGGUUUUAUUCAGAUUAUACAAUCUUCCCAAUGGUUGGACAUUCUUCAGUGUUGAGUGACCUAAGGCUUACAUGUAAAGAUUUCCAAGGCUUUACAUUGUUUGAAGAUUAUGAUUUCCAAUUGAUUACAUCUGAUUCAUCUUCAAUUUCUAAAAUUUUGGAUUCGUUGAUUUCUAAAAAUAGAGAUUUCGAGAUUUUGGAAACUGAUAAAUUUAAUAGCAUAUUUGCAGAUUAUUCAUUGAAAACUUUUGCCAAAUUGUUGAAUAACAAAAACAUCAAAACUUUAGUGGAGAAAAUACCCAAGAUUUUGGAUCAACAUUUAAGAGCAUAUAGAUUAACAAACAGGUUUUCCAAAAUUAAUAUUGUGGAUCCAUUAGCAUUAUCAGAUCAUUAUUUCUUCAGACCAAUUUUUUCAAUCUUGAGGACAUUAACAAAAUGUGAAGAAUUUAUAAUAACACCACCAACUAAACAUUUUUUGAAAAAUUUUGAAAAAAAUUUAAAAGAAAGAUUACCAGAUCCAAUCACACCAGAUUCUGAUUUAGAAUAUGUCACCAGGAUGGAUAAAUUAUUGGAGGAAUUGUAUUCAAGUUCAAAAACAGCAACAAGAAACAUGUGUUCAAAUGAUUUAGAAGUGGAAAUUACAAAUGAAUUGAAUUUUGAUUCAAAAGCAUUAAAUUUGAUUUCAAUUCCUCAUCCAAUUUCUGUUCUUUCUGCAUUGAAAUAUAAUCAGAAAAAUGUCUUUAUAAGUGAAGAAAUUGUUUCAAUUGAACAAAAUAAUUUCUUAACUACACUAUUAUCUAAAAAUUUUAAAAACAUUGAAGAUCUUUACAACAUUAUUAAAAACAUUGAUUUGAAUUAUUAUUUUUUCAAUUUUGAAACAAUGACACCAGAUUCAUUAAGACAUGAAUUAUCAAUUAUUUUAGGGUUUGAACUGGACAAAAUUACAGAUAGUUCACCGGUUCGUUAUAAUGAUGCUUCGAAAUUCCUGAAUGAAAUAGUUGAUGAAAAUAUGAUAUUAUCACAAGGUGAAUUAAUGAGGAAAUUAGAUAAUGUUAAACAAUUGGUUUCAAAAUAUGGUGAACCAAUGUCUUAUGUUAUUAAUCAAAGACAAUCAAAUUCUAAAAUUCAAGAAUUAAGAGAUCGUUUGAAAAAUUGGAAUCAAUUGGAAAAACCAACAGAUCCGGCAAAGAUUUUAGAAACUCAACAUUUUGAAUCAAGACAUGAUCCGAUUGUGGAAAUUUCUGAAAAUUAUAAUAAAUUAGAUUCAUCAAUAUGGCACCUUGUUAAAAAUGUUCGAUUUAUUGAUGAUAUGAAAUUUAAGGAGUUGACAAAUAUUGGGAUUACUAAAUUCAAUAAUUUAUAG